CUGACACAUCAGAUAGCCAAUAGGGACCAUAGAAGCGCCAGCUUCCUCCAAUCAUUUCAAUCGGACGGUUACCGGUGCUGGGCCUUUGAGAGGUAUCCGUUUGUUCACUACUGCAACGUGUGUUAUCAAUACGAAAAGGUUUUUUUCCACGUUUGUAAAAUGGGUCGCCGCAAGUCGAAAAGAAAGCCUCCCCCUAAGAAAAAGAUGACCGGGGAUCUGGAAAGUCAGUUUACCUGCCCCUUUUGCAACCACGAGAAGUCGUGUGAUGUGAAAAUGGACAGAAGCCGGAAUACUGGAAUAAUAUCGUGCACAGUCUGUUUGGAGGAGUUCCAGACCCCCAUUACAUAUCUUUCAGAGCCAGUUGAUGUGUACAGCGACUGGAUAGAUGCCUGUGAAGCAGCCAAUCAAUAG
This is a messenger RNA of Menidia menidia (Atlantic silverside), 411 nucleotides long. The record is from the annotation of a GenBank genome assembly. NCBI's taxonomy places the organism in Eukaryota, Metazoa, Chordata, Actinopteri, Atheriniformes, Atherinopsidae.